GGAGGGGGAGGGGGGCAUCGCGGUGAAAGACGGAGGACGAGGAAGGAGGUAGCUCCUGGAAGCUUGAGCCUCGGGUUAUCACGAGAGGCGAGUUAGGAGACGGGCGAGAUAGGAUUUCGAUCGAGGUACUUCCGUGCCUUAGCGGUUAAGAGCCGAUUAAUGCGAUCGCUCCUAAUUAGCGACCGGCUAUUUCGCAAUCGCAGUAGCUCGCUUUUCCGUCCGACGAGCACACUCGAUCCUCGCUGUUCGCCCACCGAGACGUCGUCCACGGAGGAAAGGUGAAUCGACCAUCGAUCCAUGUCGACUCGAGGCAUCCCCGGCGUCGUCACUCCACAAUGACGGCGAACACAGCUUUUCCGUCAAACGUCUUCGCGCUCAUUAUCGACUGAUCGACCCCGGACCGGCCGAUCAGACGCAAGGCUAAUCCAUCUCGAGCGUUAAUAGAACAAUUCAAUCGCGGACGGGGACGGACGAUGCUCGGUAAAAACACGUAAGGAUCGCCCGUGUGUGUGUGUGUGUGUGUGUGCGCGCGCGCGCGCGCGCGCGCCUAUCUUUCUCUUCCUAUUCUUCUUUCGCCGAGAGAGAAAGCGCCCUGUGGAGGACCGCACUCCCGGAAAAGACAAGAAGCUAAGAUGUGCGCGAGAUCGUUGCUGCUAUGCGUCCUCGGCGUCAUCGCUGUCGUCAACGAGUCCGAAGCCAGCUGGGAGGAAUGGUGGACCUACGAUGGUAUUUCCGGGCCUUCGUUUUGGGGUCUGAUAAAUCCGCAGUGGUCCCUCUGCAGCAAGGGAAGACGGCAGAGUCCUAUUAACAUCGAGCCGGACAAGUUGCUCUUCGAUCGUCACUUGAGACAGGUGCACGUCGACAAGCACAAGGUUUCCGGGAAUUUACACAAUACCGGACAAUUCCUGGUAUUUAGGGUAGACAGAGAGGCGAAGAUACGAGUCAAUAUAACGGGUGGCCCGCUCGCUUAUCACUAUCAAUUUGAAGAGAUAUACAUCCACUACGGAUUGGACGAUAGUCAUGGUUCCGAGCAUCGUAUCAAUAACUAUGCUUUCCCCGCUGAGAUACAAGUCUACGGUUUUAACGCCGAACUGUAUCACAAUAUGAGCGAGGCGCAGCACAAAAGUCAAGGACUAGUGGCGAUCUCGUUGAUGGUGCAGCUCGGCGAGAAGGUAAAUCCUGAACUGCAGAUCAUCACCAGUGUGUUCAGUAAGGUCGUACAUCGAGGGGAUACCGCACCUGUGCGCUAUCUGUCCGUGAAAGGCCUUCUCCCAGAUACAACCGGUUACAUGACUUACGAGGGCAGCACGACGCAUCCUGGUUGUUGGGAGACGGCAGUCUGGUUGAUUCUCAAUAAACCGAUUUACAUUACGGCGAAAGAGCUGUACGCCCUAAGGAGAUUAAUGCAAGGUCCUUCCAGUACUCCGAAAGCACCUCUCGGUAAUAAUUCCAGACCGCUGCAGGGUCUUCAUUAUAGAACUGUGCGAACAAAUAUCGAUUUUGCGAAGCGAGGUAGCGCCAAGUGCCCGUCGAUGGCGCAGGACAUGCAUUAUAGAGAUGACUUUUUUCUUCCAGCCAACACGUGGCGGGAUGACAGCUCCCUAUCGCACAACGUAGUCUGAAGACUGGCGACAGCGCGGAAGGACCACGAAAGAGAAGACUCUUUUCCAAAGGUGCGGGGACAAGGCGAGUGUUCGCGCGUAACGCGAGAGACGGAGACGGGCAGGGGCACGGUGAGAGAGAGAGAAAAGGAGCUGAAAUCAAACGCAGGAGAAUGCGGAAUUCGUUCGACCAGGUGCUUCAUUCACUUCGUGGCUGUGUGAGGAAAAGAAAAGAAAAUAUCGGAUACGUUAUAUCCCGAACGCUUGUAAACCAAACGCGGAGUCUUUUGACAAGUUCCCUCCACCGUAGCAAUUCGUGUGUCUCGGGACAAAUGAGUGAGCGAGUUCACGUAACCGUCGCGUCGUGAAGGAAAGAAAUUGUAUGUUUAAUUUGUAGGUAAGUUCGUCGCAUCGCGAUCGGCUUUCGGGCUUUACAUGUCGGUUCGGAAGUUCGGAGAUCGAAGUUGUGUUUAAAGUCACCGUGCCCCUCGCUGACGUGAGCGCGACAUGAGCGACGGGAAAGGGAAAACGAGAGCUUCCCGGUGUCUCCCAAUGUCUCUCGGGAUCUCGUUUAAGCUUUCGCUGAGUUCGCGCUUUGAGAAAUCUAACGAUUAUCAGGGAUCGGCGUAAUCUAAAAUAAUAUACAUACGUAUUAC
Molecule: messenger RNA, 2257 nt
Organism: Harpegnathos saltator (Jerdon's jumping ant)
Lineage: Eukaryota; Metazoa; Arthropoda; Insecta; Hymenoptera; Formicidae
Gene: CARPA
Product: Carbonic anhydrase-related protein A
Exons: 10
Coding region: 633-1622 (329 amino acids)
Biological process (GO): one-carbon metabolic process
Molecular function (GO): zinc ion binding; carbonate dehydratase activity
Source: RefSeq, a predicted model, not a curated record